Molecule: messenger RNA, 1656 nt
Organism: Symbiodinium sp. CCMP2592
Lineage: Eukaryota; Dinophyceae; Suessiales; Symbiodiniaceae
Source: the annotation of a GenBank genome assembly
AUGGAUGACGUGGACAUCUACGGCGAUCUCCUGCCGCCGAAGGCACCACCCGCCAAGGCUGUGUCCUCAGCGUCGGACCCACGACUGGCAGAUGCUGGCGAAAAGCCGGAGCGCGGUCCUGGCGGUCCUGGCGGUCCUGUCGGUGCUGGCGGUGCUGGCGCCAGCGCCAGCAGCGCAGAGCGGCCGUUUCGACCGCGAGCUCGCAACUUGGUUUGGAAGGCACCCGAAUUGGAGACCCCUGCGGUGACCCGCAAGGUGGUGGCCCAGGCGCCAAAAGACACCGAUGAGCCGGAGGUGGUGGUGCUGGAUGAUGCGGACCCGCCACAGACGCAGCCACAGACGCAGCCUGCCAAGCCACAGCCAGCGGCCGCGGAGUCGCCGCCAGCCUCCGCACCGCCCGCGCAGUCUCCUCCACAAGCUGUCGCCGUCGUCGCUGAAGCAGUGACGGAGUCGAAGCCGAAGGAUUUUGCAACUCUGCAGAAGGAGCUGCAGGCAGAGGAGGCCUCUGCGUGCCCGGCGGCCCCGGGCAGCCCAGUCUCCGCCGGGGCCGCGGAUUUGGACUCCGACAUGGAGGACGGCGGUGUGAUCUCUGAUGGGACGGAAGGAAGCGAGGACGGCGAAAUUCACCUCGGAGAGGUGCGUGCCUCCGAGACAGGCACGGCAGCUCCCCACUUUCGGCGUGCUCAGGAGAAGGGCGAUUCUGCGCCCUCAUCUGGUGGCAUGGGGCCCAAAGGGCCAAGGAUCAAGAAGAAGGAGAUUCUGCUGUUUAUCGGGCCGCCACCGCCGUUGCCGCCACUGGGACAGCCUGGCGAGAGCACUUCGCUACUGAUUGGAGGCCUCCCGUGGUGGCUGACCGACACGGAGCUGCGAAGGUAUGGCGAGCAGUACGGCCAGGUCCGGCGACUGAGGAUCUUGGAUUUCGCGGGCAGCGGCAAGUCGGCUGGCGUGGCGCUCCUGGAAUUCGCGCAAGUGGACGCUGCGAGGCAGGCACUUCACCCUGAUGGCCUCUGCCGACCCCAGCUCUGGCGGACACUUGGGGCUGCCCCGCGCGCCGCGGCCGUCGGCGGCGAGCUGCGGGGGCGCUUGCGGGAAGGCCAGGGCGGGCACUGUGCCGUGGCUGGACGGCGGCCCAUGCAGCGAGGACCUACGGGCCAUGCUGCUAAGACAGUGCGGCAUGUCGGCUCCCGCACCACGCCGAUCGCCCCCGCGAAACUCCCGGCAGCGCCAGCCACCAAGGGCGCCAGCGAAGCGUACAACAUGCGGUACAUCCACGAUUUGGGGGCCGUGUAUGCCAGCGAAGGGCAGUGGGAGAAGGCCCGAUGCAUGUCCCGAUGCUGGCGACGUGAUUGGGGGUUUCGGAAGCUGUUAGCCUAUGACGAUGGCGACAAGCGUGGCGACGGUGAUGAUGUGGCUGUGGAUGCACAUGGUGACCAGGACGUGGCGACGAUGGUGACGUCAACUGUGAUGUUAUAUCAGUCUGAACCAUGUACAACAAGACAGUGUUGUUAUGUCGACUUUAGGAUUCGGGGAGUUGAGGACAUCUUAGGACUUCCGGGCGUGGAAGCGUUGGAGCCGGAAUCGGCGGCCUGGAUAGCACGCUUACUCAAACUCAUACCCAAGUCUGGGAGUUUCCGAAAACAGGGGACCCUAAUAUAG